CAAUUUCAUUUUACUUGAAGUCUAUAACAGAGCUUGCUUUACUGCUGACUGUCAGCACUCUAAAAGAAGUCAGGAGCGCUCCAUGACUUUGGGUGGGUGAGAUAAAAGGCUAACCACCUCGCGAGAGACAGAGAAGUCGCAGAACUGAGAAGAAAACAGACAAGGGAACAUGGCUUCAGCGAUCCACAUGCCAGAACCCUUGUGCCUCAUUGAGAACACUAAUGGGCGACUGGUGGCUAAUCCGAAAGCUCUGACCAUCCUGUCUGCCAUCACGCAGCCAGUGGUGGUGGUGGCCAUCGUGGGCCUCUACCGCACAGGCAAAUCCUACCUGAUGAACAAGCUGGCUGGGAAGAGCAAGGGCUUCUCCCUGGGCUCCACGGUGCAGUCUCACACCAAGGGCAUCUGGAUGUGGUGUGUGCCUCACCCCCAGAAGCCAAACCGCACUCUAGUUCUGCUUGACACUGAGGGCCUGGGGGAUGUGGAGAAGGGUGACAACCAGAAUGACUCCUGGAUCUUUGCCCUAGCAAUAUUGCUAAGCAGCACGUUUGUAUACAAUAGUAUGGGAACCAUUAACCAGCAGGCCAUGGACCAACUACACUAUGUGACAGAGCUGACAGAUAGAAUCAGGGCAAAAUCCUCCCCUGAGGAGGACGGGGUUGAGGAUUCAGCUGACUUUGUGAGCUUCUUUCCAGACUUUGUGUGGACGCUGAGGGAUUUCUCCCUAGACUUGGAAACAGAUGGGCAGUGUAUCACACCAGACGAGUACCUGGAGAAUUCACUCAAGCUGAAGAAAGGUACCAGUGAAAAAGAUAAAAUGUUUAAUCUGCCUCGACUCUGUAUCCGGAAGUUCUUCCCAAACAAGAAAUGCUUUAUCUUUGAUCGACCCACUCAGAGGAAGCAGCUUAGCCGGCUUGAAGAACUGCGUGAUGAUGAGCUGGACUCUGAAUUCGUGCACCAAGCUGCACUCUUCUGCGCCUACAUCUUUAGCAAUUCCAAAACUAAGACUCUGUCAGGAGGCAUCAAGGUCAACGGACCACGUCUGGAGACCCUGGUGCUGACCUAUGUCAGUGCCAUCAGCAGUGGGGAUCUUCCCUGCAUGGAGAACGCAGUCCUGGCCUUGGCUGAGAUCGAGAACUCGGCCGCAGUGCAAAAGGCCAUUGCCCACUAUGACCAGCAGAUGGACCAGAAGGUGCAGCUGCCCACGGAAACCCUCCAGGAGCUCCUGGACCUGCACGGGGCCUGUGAGAGAGAGGCCAUCACAGUCUUCAUGAAGAACUCUUUUAAGGAUGUGGACCAAGUGUUCCAGAAAAAAUUAGCGGCCCAGCUAAACAAAAAGCGAGAUGACUUUUGUAAACAGAAUCUUAAAGAAUCAUCAGACCGUUGCAAAGCAUUACUUAAGGAUAUUUUCACUCCUCUAGAAGAAGGUGUAAAACAGGGGGUUUAUUCUAAACCAGGAGGGUAUCGUCUUUUCAUGGAGAAGAUACAGGAGCUGAAGAAACAGUAUGACCAGGAGCCCAGGAAGGGAAUACAGGCUGAAGCGGUUCUUCAGGAAUACUUGAAGUCCAAGGAGUCUGUGACUGACGCAAUUCUUCAGACAGACCAGACUCUCUCAGAGAAGGAAAAGUUGAUUGAAGUGGAACGUGCGAAAGCGGAAGCAGCACAGGCUGCAACAAAAAUGCUGGAGGAAAUGCAAAUAAAGAAUCAGCAGAUGAUGGAACAAAAAGAAAAGAGUCAUCAGGAACACGUGAGGCAGCUGACGGAGAAGAUGGAGCAAGACAGGGCGCAGCUGCGGAAAGAGCAAGAGAGAACCCUCUCCCUUAAACUUGAGGAACAGGCCCGACUACUAAAAGAAGGAUUCCGAAAUGAGAACAAACAGCUUCAGAAUGAAAUACAGAAGCUCCAGCAGAAGAUGGAAGAAAGACCAAGUUGUGUACUAAUUUAAAGAACUGAAGAAUAGCAGUCUCCUGGUCACUCUUAGCCAAGGCAUUCCUCAAGCAGUUUAGAAUCUAGAAAAAGUGUCACCACACUUGGUAAUAAUUAGGUCUUAUAUUUUUUAACACGAAAAUUUCCGAAGUCAUGCAGUAAUAGGUGAAAUCACGUCUAUCUUCCUCACAGUAUUGUAAACCGUGUAACGUGGAUGCAUCUCACCUCUUGCCAACCCUGGAGGUAUCAUAAGCUGGUACCACUCAGGAGCUUCUUCUUCUAGAUGACCAGGUAAAGUCUCAGGUAAAAAUCUUGGGACAUAGUUGAGCAUGAGUUUGGCCAAGUGCACAACAGGUUCCCAUGUCAGGAACAACCAUUCUAGCUUCUUAGUGAAGGCAAUAUAUAGUGCACCAUUGUUUCCGGACUGCUCAGGCUGUGGGUGAUGGUGUCAUUCCUGGGCACUGGGAAUAGUCAGUGCUCACUAGUGGAUUCCACGCUAAAGCAAAUCACCUAAUAUAGAGCUCUCGAAUCGCUACAGAAUUUCCAUAGGAAGAUGGAAGAAACCAUUGGCAUGAGUAGGAGUUAGGUCAUAAAUAAAGGUGCUGGAGAAGCAACUUUCCCUUCUUACUCAGUUCACCCAGAUUACAGUUUUAAUGGGGCUCUUUAGAACUUUAGGUAAGUGACACUGGACUAAACAUAGUAACAGGAAGGCGAUUAUGCAUUGUGUGUUCCCAGCAAUUUACAGUUUGCAAAGACGAACUUUAAAUGGUGACAGAUACCGUGUUAGGAAACUGAGCUAACUGAAUUAUGAGAUUGUUUGUAACCCUGAAGUUUAGGCUGUCUUUUCCCAGUUCUUCACAGUCGUACUUGAAAGCCUGCUUAUCUUCCCCCAAGAGAAUAUGGGUUCUUUUUUGACAUUUUUGACCAGUAAAACAACACUCUCGGUAUUACCUGGUAUAUAUGGACUUUCUCACAAUUGUUAAAAUUCCUAAGUGGUUGCUGCUUCUUAAGGAGAUUAAGAAUUGUUUUCAAGCUGGAAAUAAAUUAUGCUUCACUGA
Molecule: messenger RNA, 2981 nt
Organism: Camelus dromedarius (Arabian camel)
Lineage: Eukaryota; Metazoa; Chordata; Mammalia; Artiodactyla; Camelidae
Product: guanylate-binding protein 1
Exons: 11
Coding region: 170-1942 (590 amino acids)
Molecular function (GO): GTPase activity; GTP binding
Source: RefSeq, a predicted model, not a curated record